GCAGUGUGGGCUCUUGGUAACAUUGCUGGUGAUAAUGCAGAAUGCAGAGACUUUGUUUUAAACUGUGGAAUAUUACCACCCCUCUUGGAACUGUUAACAAAUUCAAAUCGUCUUACAACAACUAGAAAUGCAGUCUGGGCUCUCUCAAAUCUCUGUAGAGGAAAGAACCCUCCUCCAGACUUCAGUAAGGUUGCUCCUUGCUUAAAUGUUUUGUCAAGACUGUUGUUCAGCAGUGACCCGGAUGUAUUAGCAGAUGCUUGCUGGGCCCUCUCUUACCUUUCAGAUGGUCCCAAUGAUAAAAUUCAAGCUGUUAUCGAUUCUGGUGUGUGUCGAAGAUUGGUAGAGCUGCUUAUGCAUAAUGAUUACAAGGUGGUAUCCCCUGCAUUAAGAGCAGUUGGAAAUAUUGUUACUGGGGAUGAUAUCCAAACACAGGUGAUUCUAAACUGCUCUGCAUUACCCUGCCUCUUGCACUUGCUUAGUAGUCCCAAGGAAUCUAUUCGAAAAGAAGCGUGCUGGACCGUUUCUAAUAUUACUGCAGGAAACAGAGCUCAGAUUCAGGCUGUUAUAGAUGCAAAUAUUUUUCCGAUAUUGAUUGAAAUUCUUCAAAAAGCUGAAUUUCGCACCAGAAAAGAAGCAGCAUGGGCCAUAACUAAUGCGACAUCAGGAGGAACCCCUGAGCAGAUUAGGUAUUUGGUGGCACUAGGUUGUACGAAGCCUCUUUGUGACCUCCUGACUGUGAUGGAUUCAAAAAUAGUGCAGGUGGCUUUAAAUGGUCUUGAAAAUAUUCUGCGUCUUGGAGAACAAGAGUCUAAGCAAAAUGGAAUGGGCAUUAAUCCUUAUUGUGCCCUUAUAGAGGAAGCAUAUGGACUCGAUAAAAUUGAAUUUCUUCAGAGGCAUGAAAAUCAAGAGAUCUACCAAAAGGCUUUUGAACUCAUAGAACAUUACUUUGGUGUCGAAGAAGAGGACUCCAGUAUUGCACCUCAGGUGGAUGAAAGUCAGCAGCAGUUUGUGUUUCAACAGCAGGAGGCUCCAAUGGAGGGGUUUCAGCUGUAA
Molecule: messenger RNA, 1053 nt
Organism: Phaethon lepturus (White-tailed tropicbird)
Lineage: Eukaryota; Metazoa; Chordata; Aves; Phaethontiformes; Phaethontidae
Product: importin subunit alpha-6
Exons: 8
Biological process (GO): NLS-bearing protein import into nucleus
Cellular component (GO): nucleoplasm; nucleus
Molecular function (GO): protein binding; nuclear import signal receptor activity
Source: RefSeq, a predicted model, not a curated record